AUGACGGCAAAAAACGUCCUCCUGCUUGUCGCAGACGACCUAGGCAAACAACUAGGCUGCUACGGCCAUCCCAAUGCCAAAACUCCAAAUAUCGACAAACUUGCUUCCCAUGGUGUAAGAUUUGACAGAGCAUUUGCAAGCACCGCUUCGUGCAGUGGAAGUCGCUCUACCAUCUACACCGGACUGCAUACCCACCAGAAUGGGCAGUAUGGUCUCAACAGUGGAAAGCAUCAUUUCAUGACAUUUGAUCACAUCGAGUCUGGUCCUGCCAUCCUAGCUAAGAACGGUGUGAGAACUGGAAUCAUUGGCAAGAUCCACGUUGGGCCUGAGGCUGUUUAUCCAUGGGAGUGGAGAGCUGAGAGUUUGACGAGAGAUGUCUGGUGGUCUUCUCAGAAGGCUAAAGAAUUCUUUGAAGCUUCCAAAGAGGAUCAAAGGCCGUUUGUUUUGACGGUUGGAUAUCAUGACCCGCAUCGUGAUCGAACGCGUGGUGGCUUUGGGAAUGACGAGCCGGUUGACAGGCGUAUUCAAAGCGUCAAGUAUCGGCCUGAAGAUAUGGUCGUUCCCAAAUUCUUGUCCAACACUCCUGGGGCAAGACAAGAGCUUUCCGAGUAUCUGGAGGCCAUUAGUCGCUUAGAUCAAGGCAUUGGUUUUAUACUAGAGGAGCUUGAGAACGCAGGCCUUGCGUCGAAUACAUUGGUCAUCUUCAUGAGCGAUAACGGGCCUCCGUUCAUGAACUCAAAGACAACUUUAUUCGACGCUGGUGUUCAGCUACCACUCAUUGUUCGUCACCCAGGUUUCAGAGCCUCUUUCAACACAAACCUGGUGUCGUAUGUGGACAUUCUUCCAACGAUCCUCGACUGGACACUUGGCCCAGCCGCGGAAGAGCCCAAGAAACAAUUAUCAGGUCGCUCGUUCCUGCAGAUUCUUAAUCAAGAAGAGUACCUUGAUGCAUGGGACCACGUGUUUGGCUCACACACGUUCCACGAGUCUACCAACUACUGGCCCACUCGCUUCAUCCGGACACGGCGAUACAAGUACCAUCGCAACAUCGCGUGGAGGCUCGAUUUCCCAUUUGCAAACGACAUCUACGGAUCGUUGACGUGGGAAGAUAUCCGCAACUCAGAAGACAGCCCCAAGAAGAUUGGGCAGAGGAACUUGAAAGAUUACUUCUUCCGCCCGGCUGAAGAGCUGUAUGACUUGGAGCAAGACCCGCAGGAAGUUGUGAAUCUAGCUAAAGACCCUAAGUAUAAAGAGAUUUUGCAGGAGUUGAGGGAUAGGCUUGAGGAUUGGCAAAGGAGGACGAAUGACCCCUGGCUUUACCGGGAUGGAGUCUCUGUGCUGUUGAAUAAGCAUCAUCUUGAUGCUGGUUUGGAAGUUCCUGAUAAAUGGGAUCUUGAUGUUGAGCAUCCUGAAACAGAGGGAGUUGCAAAGUACAAGAAUCUGCCGUUCGGUAUAGCUGGGACACGAGAUUGA
Messenger RNA from Fusarium oxysporum Fo47, 1473 nucleotides. Its product is annotated as alkaline-phosphatase-like protein. The record is from RefSeq and is a predicted model, not a curated record. The transcript has a single exon. Lineage: Eukaryota; Fungi; Ascomycota; Sordariomycetes; Hypocreales; Nectriaceae. Gene Ontology annotation, molecular function: arylsulfatase activity. The coding region runs from base 1 to 1473 and encodes 490 amino acids.